CUGCCGGGGCGCCGGGCGCUUGGGGCGGCGUGCGGCGGCGCUGCCAGCGGCUGCUCUACUGGGUGCCGGUGCUCUUCAUCUCCAGCAUCCUCUGCUGGUCCUACUACGCCUAUGUCACCCAGCUCUGCCUGCUGACAAUGACAAAUAUCGGAGAAAAAGUUGUGUGCCUGGUUGCUUACCACAUAUUUUUCAUGCUGUUCGUCUGGUCAUAUUGGAAAACAAUCUUUACGCUACCAAUGAAUCCUUCAAAAGAAUUUCAUCUGUCAUAUUCAGACAAGGAGUCCCUGGAGAGGGAGCCUAGAGGUGAAUCCCAGCAAGAAGUCUUAAGACGAGCAGCCAAGGACCUUCCUAUCUAUACACGGACAAUGUCUGGAGCAAUCAGAUACUGUGACAGAUGCCAUCUUGUAAAACCAGAUCGUUGCCAUCACUGUUCAGUAUGUGACAAAUGCAUUUUGAAAAUGGAUCAUCACUGCCCUUGGGUGAACAACUGUGUAGGAUUCUCCAAUUACAAAUUUUUUCUUCUUUUCUUGGCUUACUCACUACUGUAUUGCCUUUUCGUUGCUGCAACAGAUUUGCAGUACUUUAUAAAGUUUUGGACAAAUGGCCUUCCUGAUACUCAAGCCAAGUUCCACAUCAUGUUUUUAUUCUUUGCUGCAGCUAUGUUUUCUGUCAGUUUGUCUUCUCUCUUUGGGUAUCACUGUUGGCUUGUCAGCAAGAAUAAAUCUACAUUAGAGGUAUUCAGAGCUCCCAUAUUUCGUCACAGAACAGAUAAAAAUGGCUUUAGCCUGGGCUUCAGCAAAAACCUAAGGCAGGUGUUUGGUGAUGAGAAGAAAUACUGGCUGCUGCCUGUGUUUUCAAGUUUAGGGGAUGGUUGCUCCUUUCCAACUUGCCUUGUUAAUCAGGAUCCUGAGCAAGCUUCCACACCUGGUGGACUUAAUUCAACAUCCAAAAAUGAGAACCAUCUGUUUCCUGCAAAGCCCUUGUGUGAUUCCCAGAGCCACCUACUUACAGAUACACCAACUUGGUCAGAAACAGCUGCAAAGGCUGAAAAGGGCAAAGUUGGUAUGAGCAAUCCUGCAUUAACCAUGGAAAAUGAAACCUAAUUUCCCUUAAAAGAACCAUCUGAACAUGUAAGGAAAGUUUAAGAACAAGCUGUUGUUGGAAGGAAGAUCCAUUCUUCCAAAUAUCAGCCCUGUUGGCCAGCUGCUCCUGUCUGCUCCUCUAUGGAUGUGCUCAGAAAACAAACUGACAGAUGAUUUGCUGUCUCCAUGUCACUGCUUGAAACAUGAAACUAAACAUACUACUUUUGAACAAUAUAAAGGAUGUUUCAACUUAAAAUUACUGGGUUUGAGUGGUGAAGGAUGAUUGAGUACAAAAAAGUGGAAAAAAGAAGAGUAUGCGUUUACAAUUGUAAAAUUUCAAUGGCUGGUUUUAUUUUGAUAUUCAGCACAAGAAAAUGUGAUCUCCUUACUAUCAGUUCAUGUUCUUGGCUGGUUUUGAAAAUUCACCUUUUAAUUCAAAUUGUUGUAAGUAGUUGAUUUUAAAAUCACAUAUUUUGCACUACUGGCUUUAUGAAUAGGGAGAACAGCAGGUGUUGAUUAGGAAUAGUUCAGUGGCUUGGUGGGCUAUAUUUUCUUUUGAGCCCUUGAUAAGCAAUUUUUGACGCUAAGAAGAUAAAAAUUAUGUGUGUGACUAUUUUUGAGACAUUUAUUUGGAAAACGUUAUUGUAAAAGCUCUGUUUUCCCUGAGAUCUGCACUACCAAUAGUACGAAAAGUUGUUGAGAGGGAAGAAAAUCCAUUGGUUAAUUGAAUGCUACGGUGGGCCACUGCUCAGUGAUGUGAUAAAAAGCCUGUGUUCAGAUGGGUAAUAAGUAAAUGAAACCAGCCAGCUGGGGAUUUUGAUGGGAUUUUAUUGUCCCAUUUGGAGCUCUUAUUUAGGAAGCUUUGAUCCAAAAGGCUUUUUACCAACCUUUGUUAAUUACUGAAGGCCACUGUCUUUCAAACUCCUAAUUUCCUAUUAAUCAAUAUUUGUCUCAGAUUUCUUUUUUCACUUUUUCUUCAAGACACUGCCUUUCUUACUGCAUAACUUAAUGAAUACCAUAUACUAUUAUAACUUCUGAUAUUUGCAUUUACAGGAUAAUGGACUUUCGAUUGCAAUACCAAAAAGCCAAGCUGCUGCACAUAGGAAAUCCCAUUCAAUUAAGUUAGGAGCUAGCAGCUUUCUUAGGAUCAGUUUACUGACCAGAAUAAAAGAGGCAUUUUUGGCUUUCAAAGUCAAGGAAGUUUCAGCAACACAAAUCUAAUUGUCUUGUGCCUUUUGUAUACACUACAUUUAUGGUAUCAGUGUUUACAUUUAAAUGCAGAUUUCUGUUCUGAAAACAACUUUGGGAGGAACUUAGUUAUGCUUUCUAGGGGGCUAGAUAAAAAGUUAAAAAAGAAAAAUGAAAACCUCUCAGAUUAUGCUGAGUUUGGCUGAAAAAGGAAAGUGCUUCUAUUAUCAAACCUGAGUUACUUAGUAGGUUGGUUAACACUGUAAAGGUGCCAGUCAUUUGUUUAGGAAACUGGCAGCAAGACUAAGUGAUAUAAUUCUGAAAGCAAGGUAUGCUAUCAUUAACUCUUCUACCAGCAGGUGACUUCAAAAUUUGUCUUUCUUGGGUUUUAAGUGAUAGCUGGUGUAGUAAAUUGUGUUUUUUUCUCUAGUGAGGGAAAAUGUAUUUAUUUUACUUUUCUCUUUAAUCUAAAAAUUUUACCAGCCUGAAAACAUCUAUUUAUUGCCAGAAGUGCCAGAGUGUGGAUCCCUUGAUGUAGAGCACCUUUUUUAAACUAGCAUGAAGGUAGCAUACAGUUUACAUGAUGCCUGCAGAGAUCUAGUUACCAAAAGAUUUUUUGCAGCUCUUUAUUCAGUGUUGUUCUGUCAGCUUACCUCAUAUUCAUGUUUGUUUAAAGGCGAACUUGUCAAGGGAUAAGGGGGAGAGGGAAAAUAUAUUUUUUAACACUUCAGGUUCUCUAUCUGUAGAGUCUUGUUUUUUAUGCAGUUAUUCAGAGGGUGGUUUGUCAUGGAGCAUGCAUUUAAAAAUGCUGAGUAGAAAGUUGAAAUUCAGCUUCAGUGUAUCUUGCGCCAUAUUUUUAUGUAAAAACAAAAAAAUUUCUUCCCAGCAAAACACAUCAUGGAAGUGGGUCUAUCUAAUACAGAUGUCAGUCUCUCUGUGUCCAGGGCUCUGAGAUCUUUCAGUAAGGCUGGGGAUCAAAGUAGAGAAAGGAGAGGAAUAAAGGAUCAAGAAAUCCUGGCUUCUCUAUGUCUCAGAAGUCUCACUUGGAAAGCACAAUCGCCCUAAAUAAUCUGCAGUUUUGUUGCAGCCAGAAGCUGUCCCCCUCACAGAAAACUGAUGGAGGCAUGGAAAACAGACACUGAUGAAGGGAGGAGAAUGGGAAAGAAAGGAUGGUAGCUCAGUGGUAAAUAUUGAGGAGAUCUGUGCAUGAGGGCUGUAGCUACAUUUGGAUGGGCAUGAGCUGUGUCUCCAUGAAGAGCACCGUCAGCAGGCUUUGAGGGUUCCUGGCAGUUCUCACUGUGUAGAGUAUGGACAAAAUCGAGCUAGUCAUGCUCCAGGUAUAAUUUCUGGUGAUAUGACUGUACUCUUGGCUUUAAACUUUCUAAUACUUUCUAUAACAAAGUGAAAAUUCUCUUUUUGACAUACUGACCGUUGUCAGUGUUACAAUGCAUGCAGGAGAAUUCGCGAAGAAGUCAGGGUAGCAAGAAUGCAAUGUUGUUUGUCUGCUUACACUGAUUCUCCUGUCCUUUAUAUUCUUGCUAGGCACUUUACUACAGCCUUUUGUGUAAUUUCUGUAUUUUUUUAAUGAGUGCUUUUUACCUACUGUACAGUUACUAAUCUACUUUUUUGCUAAAAAGAAGAUAAUAUCCCUGAUAUUAGUCUAGAGGUAUGACUGCAUUUCAGGCUUUAGUGGAAGCUGGAUGAGUUCUGCAGACUCCUCAGAUGGGCCUGAGUCCCAAAUGACAACAGAGUUAAAUUUAUUUUGUAUAUAUGUAAACAGUCAUAUGAACCAUAGCUCCCUAUAUGUGUAAGAAAUUUCUUUUAUUUGUAGGUUAGAACAAAUCCAAAACAUCUCAGAAUCCAGAAGUAGUCCACAUAUACUCUAUAUCAGUAGAUGUACUGGUGAUGGAAUACUCAAAGUCUUCACAGAGAACUAUUUUUGUUAAGAAAAUGGAACACAAUCUUUGUGAGCAGUUAAGAUACAGCUGCUGUUAUGCACUUUAAUUCUUUAACUGGAGAGAAAAAAGACUGUCCAGUUUAGGUUACAGACUGAAAGUUCUUUAGUAGACUAUGGCUGGGCAGGUAAUGAAUGAAACAAAAUCAGAGUGGCAAAGGUUGGAAGGGACCACCACUGGGGUUAUCUGCUCCCUGCUCAAGCAGAAUCAUCCUAGAGCACAUUGCACAGUAUGAAAUACAGAUGUUCUUGAGUAUCUCUUGUGAGCGACACUUCAGAAAGGAAACAAGUUUUUUUCAGUGUGUGGAAUGCUGUAGCUGUUUUUCAUCAUUAUUUGGACUGAGAGUUCUUCCCCUGGUUCGGUUGACUGGUGUGUGGAGGGGUGGGAGGAAAUAUAUUUCGACAUAAAUUUAGUGUAUAACUUUGCCACUUGUAAAUGUAUUGCUCACAUAAAUAAAUGCUUCAUGUUCAGCA
Messenger RNA from Catharus ustulatus (Swainson's thrush), 4698 nucleotides. RefSeq names its product zinc finger DHHC-type palmitoyltransferase 2 (gene ZDHHC2). Lineage: Eukaryota; Metazoa; Chordata; Aves; Passeriformes; Turdidae. The record is from RefSeq and is a predicted model, not a curated record. Gene Ontology annotation, molecular function: protein-cysteine S-palmitoyltransferase activity. The coding region runs from base 138 to 1103 and encodes 321 amino acids. Gene Ontology annotation, cellular component: endoplasmic reticulum; Golgi apparatus. The transcript has 13 exons. Gene Ontology annotation, biological process: protein targeting to membrane; peptidyl-L-cysteine S-palmitoylation.